UAAAUCAACUCCAGCAGUCUGUUCUGUGACUCUGAGACCACAUCCUGUUGGUAGGUGGCAGUUCUUCUCUAAUAUGCCAAAUAUCACUUUGCCAUCUCCUGCCUGGCACAAUUUGUGCAAACAGACACGAAAUAAAGCAUCAAGAUUAUUCAGCUAUGUCUAGUUUUUACUUUUAAGAAGACCAGAAGAUUAGAACUGGAAGUUGCCAGUGCUGACCCAGAAACGAGUUUGGAGGUGAAGGUCGGGACCCUGCAGUGGCCUCCAAGAUCUGCCUGAAGUCUUGACUUUGACAUCUUUUGCUGCUGCCCUCCCCAUACACCAUCAGUUUGAGCUGCACCAAAUAGUUGGGCCCAGGGAGCUGAAAUGGAUCAGCCAGAGACUACUGAGCAAUUCAGCUUUACCCUCGAGACCGAAGACUCCCCAUUUGACCCUCAGGUCACCAAAAGCCCCAGGAGCAAGCCACGAAAAAAGUUUGCUUCUGGUUUUGGGAGUGAUGACACAAAGGCACCCAUGGAUACCUGCUACCAGGAUGAGUAUGAAGAGUCAGCUCCUAUGGUGAAAUUUAACUUGGACUUUGACAGAAAACCUGGAAGUUCUAGCUCUGACAGCACAGGAGCAGCAAAAUUUGACUUGAAAACACUAUUUGAUGCUGUCGCAAGUGGUGAUGUGUCCCGAUUGGAUGGGUUGCAAAAUUACCUGAGAAAAACCUUGAAACAGCUGACCCAUUCAGAAUUUAAAGAUCCUGUAAAUGGUAAAACUUGUUUACUGAAGGCACUUCUAAAUUUAAAAGAUGGGCAGAAUGAUACGAUUGAUGUGCUCCUGGACAUUGCAGAAAAAGGAGGUUACCUAAAGGAUUUUGUUAAUGCUGCAUACACUGACAGUUAUUACAAAGGACAAUCUGCCCUUCAUGUUGCUAUUGAAAGAAGAAAUAGACACUAUGUCGAGAUGCUUGUCCAGAAGGGAGCAGACGUAAAUGCAAGAGCCAGUGGGAAGUUCUUUCAGUUAAAUGAAGGAAAUGGAUUCUAUUUUGGUGAGCUCCCCUUGGCACUGGCUGCCUGCACCAACCAGAUGGACAUUGUGAAAUUUCUUAUGAAGAACCCCUACGAGAAAGCUAAGGUUGAUGCCACCGACUCCAUUGGAAAUACAGUGCUGCAUGCUCUGGUCACAGUAGCUGACAACACGUCGGUCAACACCAAGUUUGUCACCAUAAUGUAUGAUGAGAUACUGCGGAAAGGGAAUCAACUUUAUCCAAAAAUCAAGCUGGAGAGCAUCACAAACAAUCGCAAGCUCACCCCUUUGAAACUGGCAGCAAAGACAGGCAAGCUGGAGAUUUUUAAGCACAUUAUUGGACGAGAAUUUCCAGAAAAAGACUGCAGACACCUGUCCCGGAAGUUUACAGAAUGGGUUUAUGGCCCAGUACAUUCCUGCCUCUACGACAUCGACUCCAUUGAUUCUUAUGAGAAAAACUCUGUUUUGGAAAUCCUUGUAUAUGGCAGUGAAAUCCCGAAUCGGCAUGAGCUGCUGUGCAUAGAACCACUGAAUAAAGUGCUGGAAGACAAAUGGAAAAAAUUUGUCAGCAAAAUUUUCUUCACAAAUUUUUUUUUCUACCUGAUAUACCUGAUCACAUUCACCAUGAUUGCCUAUUACAGAAAGGAGGGGAAGCCCCCUUUUCACAUCGAGAAGACACCAAUGGAGUACCUACGUUUAGCUGGACAGCUCAUCAGUCUGGCAGGAGCUGUAUACUUCUUUAUUAAAGGGAUUAAAGAUUUGCUGAAAAAACGGACCACCUGGCAAGGUUUAAUAAUUGAUGGCUACUAUGAAAUCCUUUUUUUCCUGCAGGCCUUAUUUUUCUUGACUGCCACAGUGCUCUACUUUUUAGGAAAAGAGGAAUACGUGGCCUGCCUCGUCCUGUCCCUGGCUCUUGCUUGGGUUGAUGUCCUUUAUUAUACUCGGGGCUUCAAGCACCUAGGAAUCUACAGUGUUAUGAUACAAAAGAUGAUCUUGAGAGAUAUGAUGCGCUUCCUGAUCGUUUACAUGGUGUUCCUCAUUGGCUUUUCAGCAUCAUUGGUGACUUUAAUUGAAGACUCCCCAGCUAAAGCAUUUGUGGGGAAUGGUGAGGAUUCCUGCCACAACAAAUCAUACAACAGCAUAUAUUUCACUACCCAGGAGUUGUUCAAGUUUACAAUUGGAAUGGGUGACUUGGAAUUCACCGAGCAGUUCAACUUCAAGCACCUCUUCUACUUUUUGCUCAUUUGCUAUAUCAUUCUCACCUAUAUACUCCUCCUGAACAUGUUAAUUGCUCUUAUGAGUGAAACUGUGGACAAGAUUUCAAAGGAAAGCAAAGGCAUUUGGAAACUCCAGAGAGCCAUUAUGAUUUUUGACCUGGAGAAAAGCCUGCCCAGGUAUCUAAAGUCAAAGCUGAGGUCUGGCAUCACAAAGGACCUGGGUAGUUCAGCCAAUGAGGACAUACGGAGAUGUUUCAGAGUCGAAACAGUCAACUGGAACCAAUGGAACUCUAAUCUUGGCAUCAUCAAUGAAGAACCAGGCAACCACGACAUAAACAGAACAGGAAGUCCACACAUUGGAUAUCAAAGAGGACAAAGUUGGAGGAACAUGGUGCCUUUGGCAAGAGAGCUGAUCAACAGGCAGCCACCAACUACCAAUGAGGAAGAGAUGCAGACCUUUAACACAACAUCCAUCUAACUGGCUGCUGAGGAACUACACAUCCAUAGAUGCCUCCAUCAUUCCAGGAAAUAUUAGUCUUCCAAAAGGAUACACAAAAAUAUUUUUUUAAAUGUACAAAAAAAAAAAAAA
Molecule: messenger RNA, 2814 nt
Organism: Polypterus senegalus (gray bichir)
Lineage: Eukaryota; Metazoa; Chordata; Cladistia; Polypteriformes; Polypteridae
Gene: trpv1
Product: transient receptor potential cation channel, subfamily V, member 1
Exons: 16
Coding region: 364-2703 (779 amino acids)
Biological process (GO): calcium ion import across plasma membrane
Cellular component (GO): membrane
Molecular function (GO): calcium channel activity; protein binding
Source: RefSeq, a predicted model, not a curated record